This is a messenger RNA of Acanthosepion pharaonis, 1233 nucleotides long. The record is from the annotation of a GenBank genome assembly. NCBI's taxonomy places the organism in Eukaryota, Metazoa, Mollusca, Cephalopoda, Sepiida, Sepiidae.
AUGGCUCAUAAUAUUCUUUCCGUUAUUCUUUCUUUCUUUUUCUUUCUUUCUUUUUCUUUUGUUUUAUACUGCAACUGUCUCAUAACAGUUAUAUUACUCGUCCCCUUUUUGCUUCCUCGUCAAAUUUGCCCAAAGAACGAAACUAAAGACUCUGAUUAUCCGAGCGAUAUUCUUACCAUUACCCGAGAUGCCCAGCAAACCAACAUGGCGCCGAUGAUUACAUCCGAACAACUAAUGCAGGCCGAAUUCAGAAUUUUCGUCCGGAGAGAAAAAAAAAAGCCUUUUCCAAUCUGGUACAUUCUCUUCUUCUUCUUCUUCUUCUUCUUCUUCUUCUUCUUCUUCUUCUUCUCUCUCUCAUUCUCUCUCUCUCUCUUUCACUCUCUGUCUCUCUACAUCAUCAUCAUCCCCUUCUUCCCCUCUCUCUCUCUCUCUCUCUCUCUCUCCCCACUGCAUUUUUCAUUCUGGUUAAUCUUUCGGUACAUUCACUCUGGUACGCUAUCUUCUUUCUCUUCUCUCUCACUCACUCUCUCUUUCUCAGUCUCUGUCUUUCUUUCUCUCUUCUAUAUUUUCCAAUCAAUUUUCUACCCUUCUAUACAAUGUACUUCUAUCUUUCUGUUUUUUGCAUUCCCUCUGUUUCAUCCUCCUCUUCUUCUUCUUCGCUCACACAUUAUCUCUUUCUCUCCCUCUCACUAUCUUCUGUGUUCUCCAAUAAAAUUUCCUUCCUUCCACACGAUGUAUUUUUAUCUUCCUAUUUUUCCUUCUCCCUGGAAUAUCCACCAAUUCCUCCUCCUCCUCCUCCUCUUGUUUCUCUCUCUCUCUCUCUCUCUCUCUUCACACACACACACACACACACACACACUCUCUCUCUCUCUCUUUCUUGUCUUUUCCAAUCAAUUUUCCUCUCUUCUACCUGAUGUAUUGCUAUCUUCCUGUUUUUUCAUUCCCUUUGAUACUUCUCCUCCUCCUCUCAUUUGCUCUUCCUCCUCUCAUUUGCUCCUCCUUUUUCCCUUCUUUUUCUUCUUCUUCUCUCUCUCUCUCUCCCUCUCUCUUUCUUGUCUUUUUCCAGUCAAUUUUCCUCACACACACGAUAUAUUUCAUUUCAUUCUCUCUGGAACAUGCACCACUUCCUCUCCUUUUGUUUUCUCUCUUUCUUGUCUUUUCUCCAAUCAAUUUCUCUCUCACACACACACACACACACACACUUCUACUGAUCUCUCUCUUGUUUUUUUCUAA